GCCAUGGGCCUGCCCCGCGCGGAGGGCGCGGCGAGCAGCAGCGAGGAUCAGUUCGAGCGGGCGGUGCGCGACCUGUGCGGCAGCCCUCGCGGGGGGCAGCGGCGAUGUCCGGACCACUCGGAGGACGAAGAGGAGGGCAUCAUGCACUCUCGGAACGCCAGAG
Messenger RNA from Prorocentrum cordatum, 163 nucleotides. The record is from the annotation of a GenBank genome assembly. Lineage: Eukaryota; Dinophyceae; Prorocentrales; Prorocentraceae.